GGGAGCUUAACACGUGAAAAGAAUAAUAGAAAAUCUAAAGACGCGUUCCUCGCGAACAAGCAACGAAUCAAAGGCGUAUCCAAUACAUAUACACCAACAUAAGCAUUUAAAUAUAGCCUUGGAAAAUGGGCUUCGCUCUGUUGGAACUUCCGGCUGGUGUGGCUCUCUUCAAAGUAGGUGGGGGAAAGCAAACACUAAAAGCACUUCUACACUUCAAAAACACCGCGGAUGCAUUGGAAACGACGACCCGCAUGGUCAACGGUGAGCUCUCGAAGCCGAUGCGCAAGUUUCUCAAGAAGAACUAUUUGGAAAAGGAAAUCACCGAGGAGUUGGCGGUUGCAGACUCGAAGCUAGCCAAGGCUAUUAAGGAGAACCUGUCUAUUUCUUGUGUACAUGGUGACGAUACCCUUCCGACCUUCCGUGCCCUUAAGGAAAACCUUGAUGAGUUGCUCGAGGGGAUUAACGCAGAGCAGCUUAAGCAGACUGCACUAGGCUUGGCGCACAACUUAAACCGUUACAAGUUGAAGUUCUCUCCGGAUAAGGUCGAUAUGAUGGUUGUACAAGCAGUCUCUCUGCUGGAGGACUUGGAUAAGGAAAUUAACAAGUACGCGAUGCGUGCACGUGAGUGGUAUGGAUGGCACUUCCCCGAGCUCGGUAAGAUCAUCAAGGACAACGUCGUUUACGCCAAAAUUAUGCUUGCCAUGAAGACUCGCUUUAACGCUCGCGAUACAGACUUCUCCGAUUUUCUAGAGGAGGAUCUUGAGACAAAGGUGAAGGAUGCGGCGAUGGUGUCCAUGGGUACGGAGAUCGCCGAAGAGGACAUUGAAAGCAUUACGCGGCUGUGUCAAGAGGUGGUUUUCGCGUCAAAGUACCGAGAACAGCUUUCGGCAUAUCUUUCCUCUCGUAUGCAGACCAUCGCUCCCAACCUUACGACGAUGGUUGGAGAGCAAAUCGGUGCACGGCUCAUUCAAAAAGCUGGCUCACUGCUGACGUUAGCGAAGUACCCUUCCUCCACCGUGCAGAUCCUAGGAGCGGAAAAGGCUUUGUUCCGUGCUCUCAAGCAGCGGCAGGCUACGCCGAAGUACGGCAUCCUCUACAACGCUUCCGUCGUAGCCAAGGCAAGCCCAGCCCAGAAGGGAACCAUGUCUCGUGUGCUGGCUGCAAAGGCAUCGUUGAGCGCGCGUAUUGAUUCCUUUGGUGAGGGUGAUAACAGUCCGGCCUUGGAAUACCGUUCGAAAGUUGAGAACCGCCUGAAGCAGUUUGAGGAGGGUAUUGCAUUUGGCAAGAGUGGCAAUGCACGAGGUGCGGGUGCCAACCUGCAGAAGCGCGCCAAUUUUGGUGGUGGUGGUGGUGCCGGCAACUCUUUCAAGCGGCCGCGCGUGGAGAACAAAGGUUUUGCGCGAAAUUGA
Molecule: messenger RNA, 1409 nt
Organism: Phytomonas sp. EM1
Lineage: Eukaryota; Euglenozoa; Kinetoplastea; Trypanosomatida; Trypanosomatidae
Source: the annotation of a GenBank genome assembly